Rhipicephalus sanguineus (brown dog tick) is the source of this 1310-nucleotide messenger RNA. RefSeq names its product protein SGT1 homolog (gene Sgt1). NCBI's taxonomy places the organism in Eukaryota, Metazoa, Arthropoda, Arachnida, Ixodida, Ixodidae. Bases 126 to 1136 code for a protein of 336 amino acids. The record is from RefSeq and is a predicted model, not a curated record. Gene Ontology annotation, biological process: protein stabilization. The transcript has 11 exons. Gene Ontology annotation, molecular function: protein-folding chaperone binding.
AGCCGCCGGCCAGUGCCAGUGCGUUCGAAUCGACAGUCACCAGUCGUGUGCAAAAAGCCCAGCGAGUGGCAUCGCCGUGCAUUCGUUGCCAGCAAGCCUGACCCGCGCGUCUGUGAAGUUGAAGCAUGGCUAACACAGUUGUCGACGUUAUAAGCAAAGCGAACAGCGCUUUCGUCGACGAAAACUACGCAGAAGCGCUGAACCUUUACAACAAGGCAGCGGAAGUAGACCCCAACAACAGUGAAGUCUACGUAAAAAGGUCUCACACCCAUUUCAAACUUGAAAACUGGGAAGGUGUAGUCACAGAUGUGGACAAAGCUUUUGAGAAUGGGUGCGAGAAAAAUGCCAAGCUUCUCCUGAGGAAAGGGCAAGCAUUGUUCCACCUGGACAAAUAUGACAAGGCGAAAGAAGUUCUGGAGGAAGGAUUGCACCUUGGCGGGUCUGACUCAGAUUUUGGAGUGUGGAUCGAAAAGUGCUCGACUGAGAUCAAGCUUCUUGAGAAAGCCAAGGAAGCUAUUGUGGCUCCACCUGCACCUGCAAAGACUCGCUAUGAAUGGUACCAGACAGAGAGGUACAUCAUAAUCACAAUAUUUGUGAAGAACCGUAAACAAGAGGACAUCAAAGCAGAGUUCACCGACACAACGGUAAACAUCACAGUGAAGCUUCCUUCUGGGGAAGAUUAUCAGCUUUCUCUGCAGCUUGCACACUCCAUCAAUGCAGAUCAGACUGCUGUCAAGUGUUACCAGACCAAGGUUGAAAUCAAGGCUGAGAAACGGGAAGGCAUCAAGUGGACUACCUUGGAGUUUGACAGCACUGCAGCUGAUGUUCCUGCUCCUAUGAUGUUUUCUGUUCCAGAAGCCGCAAGUGUCGAGAGGGCACCUCCAGUGUUUCGAGCUAAAAACUGGGACAGCAUUGUCAAAGAGACUGAGAACGAAAAGGAAGAGGGCGAUGCAGCACUGAAUUCCCUGUUCCAGAAAAUUUAUGCUGAAGGCUCAGAUGAAGUCAAGAGGGCCAUGAACAAGUCAUUUAUGGAGUCUGGCGGAACAGUGCUGAGCACAAACUGGGAAGAAAUUGCAGGCAAGACCACUCCCAUCAAGCCACCCGAUGGUAUGGAAUACCGCAAGUGGACGGAGUGAACGGGCUUCUGUGUUCAAUUGUGCCAUUCAGAAACAGCCACGAAAAAAGCCCAUCACUGUGCAGCUCAAGUAAUUUAUGAUGUGGCUGGCUGGCACAUGUAAUAUAUUGUCUUCUACCAGUUUUGUUUAGUGUAUUUUAACUUGAGUGUCUUCUAAUAAAGCUUUUGAGUUGUU